Molecule: messenger RNA, 1406 nt
Organism: Zophobas morio
Lineage: Eukaryota; Metazoa; Arthropoda; Insecta; Coleoptera; Tenebrionidae
Product: nuclear receptor subfamily 2 group E member 1-like
Exons: 5
Coding region: 48-1406 (452 amino acids)
Biological process (GO): cell differentiation; anatomical structure development; regulation of transcription by RNA polymerase II
Cellular component (GO): nucleus
Molecular function (GO): nuclear steroid receptor activity; nuclear receptor activity; RNA polymerase II cis-regulatory region sequence-specific DNA binding
Source: RefSeq, a predicted model, not a curated record
GGUCGCAUGUGACAGUGCUGAAGAACGCGGUUGCGUCGCGGAUAAAGAUGGACGACAACAUCAGCAACAGCAAAAACGAAUCUCUGUGCAGAGUCUGCGGCGACAAGGCUUCGGGAAAACAUUACGGAGUGGCAAGUUGCGACGGUUGUCGAGGAUUUUUUAAAAGGAGCAUACGACGGUAUGACUCCCUUACCCCAUACCAAAACACUAAUAAUAAAAACAGCAUCUCCCUCUCCAGAAAUUUAGAAUACGUGUGUAAAGAAAACGGCCGAUGUAUCGUAGACGUCACCAGAAGAAAUCAAUGUCAAGCCUGCCGCUUCAAAAAGUGUCUGCAAGUCAACAUGAAAAGAGACGCAGUCCAGCACGAAAGAGCGCCCCGAUCUACACAAACGAACCUCCACCAGUAUCCUCUGACCUUUGGUAACAGACUGAGAGGACUUCAUUCUUCGGUUUUUUCUGCUCUUCCACUGCAUCCUCCAACUUUAGAAGGCUCGAUAAGUGGCUCAUCGUCAAUUGCGAGUCAUUAUCUCCACCAAAACUACAUUUAUCCCGGAAUGCUGGGAUCGUUCCCCAAACCGUCUGGAUUAGUACCUGGAGCACUUGGUUUCUACAAUAAACCAACCUCACACACGUCAGUCAUGAAUCUACCAACACGGUCUCUAAAAGAGGACGAAGUAACAAGUUCGGAAGAAACAGCACGAGAUCGAGACAAAAGUUCCUUGGAAGAAAUCUCAGAAGAUAAUAAAAGCAACCUCGAGUUACCAAUAAUGAACGAACCUUGUAAACCCACCCUGAGACCUUUAGACAUUCCAUGCCUAAACCUAUUUCCUGCUGAAAACGUCUACGAAUCUGCAGCCAAACUGCUAUUUCUUGCUAUAAAGUGGGCAAGAAGUAUACCAUCGUUUUUGCAGUUGUCGUACCGAGAUCAGUCGAUCUUGCUGGAAGAAAGCUGGAGUGAGCUGUUUGUGCUAACAGCAGCACAAUGGGCCUUCCCUGUAGACGAAACUUUGUUAGUCAGUAAUGCUAUAGCUCCAACUUCAAGGCAUGCAGCUUUAGAAGAAGACGCUAGACGUUUGAGGGAAAUUAUCACAAGACUAACGCUUUUGAGAGUUGAUCAUACGGAACAUGCGUGUCUUAAGGCUUUGGUGUUGUUUAAGUCGGAAUGUAGGGGACUUUGUGAGCCUAGUCACGUGGAACUAUUACAAGAUCAAACACACGUCAUGUUGCAUGAGUACUGCAAUCAGAGGCAAAGUUCGCAUAAAGGAAGAUUCGGUAAACUGUUGUUAACCUUGCCGGCGGUGCAAGCUGUUACUAGGAGAGGACUGGAGGAACUGAUUUUUAGACAAACUGUGGGCGAUGUUGCAAUAGAUAGGUUGUUGACGGAUUUGGCGAAAACAACACACUGA